AUGGGAGUGUGGUGGGUGUGGGAGUUUUGCAGCGCGCCGUGGGAAGACGGUGGAGCAGCGGCGCCCGGGGCGCGGAGGGUCCGCGGUCGAUACCCGGCGGCGUGGCUGCUCUCUGAGAGUGAGAACCUCCCAGAGCAGUUUAAGAGAGUGCCAGCGGAAGCGGCUGGCCUGGACGCCUCCGGCGGCGGCCGGAGCUGUAAUUGGGACCGGCUGUCCACCUGGGGCCACCAGCCACCAGCCAGACGACUACCGACUGGACCGGCCGGAGCAAAUUACACGUCGCUGUGUGGUCUACUGGCCAGCUGGGGGGACGGCCACGGCCACCAUCGAUCUGCCUCGGAGAGUAGUUCUUCACAGUUGGCAGCCCUGAGGGGAAACAAAGUGCCGGGGCUUCCCCGCCACUUCUUUUCAUUUUGCGGCACCGCCCCCGCCUCCGCCUUCGCCUCCGCGGGGACACGGCCCGGCAGAGUGCAUGCGAGGCCGCCGGCGGACAGAUGGAUGCGGGGGCGGAAGGAUGCGCCAUUUCUCGGCGCUAAAACCUCGCCACAGCCGACCCCGGGGCUAAUCACAUCAGGGCGCGGCGCGCGGCAGAGAGCGAUGGGCCCGUCCGGCGGCGCGGGUCACUCCCACCCUCCGCCCUCCCACGCGAUCCCUUCAUCCGUCUCCGCGGCGCAGGGCUCUACAAGGGACGGCUUGUCUUUCCCCGGCGAGAGGGGCGGGACGCGCCGCGACUGGACAGCAGCGCCAAGGCGUGGGCGGACCGGCGGCGGGGGUGCAGCAGGGGGAGGGGGAGGGGGAGGCAGCUGGCAGCUAGUUAGGGCGGCCUUUGAGGCGCCUAACCGCGUUACGGGGCGCCGUCACGCCGCGGCAGACGUGACGCGUCGUAGACUGGCGGCGACAGGUGGGGGCGGUGGCGACGCCAGGGGCAGCCAGCUACGGCUAUGCAGGGGCAGCCAGCACCUACCGGCGUGGCGCAAUGCGGCAGCUCCUCCAGGCUGA
Molecule: messenger RNA, 999 nt
Organism: Schistocerca piceifrons (Central American locust)
Lineage: Eukaryota; Metazoa; Arthropoda; Insecta; Orthoptera; Acrididae
Product: hapless 2-like
Exons: 4
Coding region: 1-999 (332 amino acids)
Source: RefSeq, a predicted model, not a curated record